AUGGCUGCUCCACCUCCAAGGCCGUAUAGGCGAAUCUUGACCUCUGCAUUACACCGCAGAUUCGUCCAUGCAUCGGCUGUGACAUUGUUGGUGGACUAUUUGGUUUCUUUUAUCAUCGGCACAAAAACGUCAUUUCUUUGGUCAUGGUUCCCUCUAGGAGUAUGCGGUCUGCGCGCUCUCCUCUUAUUUAUUUCGACAUUGGCCGUUUUUUUUAUUCGAGUUGCGCAAAUGCACGUUGGUCCUCGAACUACAGCUUCACCUCUGGCUGCCUUGCGAAAUGUAUUCCCGCUACAGGUCCUGCAAACUCUAGGAUGGUAUCUUUUCUCUGCCUGGUGGUUCAGUGAGAUAUAUCUCUGGUCGGCUCCCGAAGAGGCUGACUUGGGAUGGGUGAAACUCAGUCGACCCAAUAGUCGACCGAUUCUGAACGAAAGAUCCAUUUACUUGCACACGUAUCACAUGAUACUGGCAAUCGCCCAAACGGCUAUCCACCUGUACUACGACUACGAUCGUCUUCCUAUCCCGGUUGCCAAACGCACCUCAAAGGAUGACCGUACACACCCCAUGGAACCGACUUUCAAGAGGCUACAAUACGGCGUUAUUGGAAGCGUGAUUGAUGCUUUGCGAAAUGGAUUUAUUGUCACUUUGGCUAGUCCAUUCAUCUAUGUCAUGUUCCUACGACGCCCGGCAUGGAACUUCUCUCUUUACUUUGCAAAGCUAUUCUGGAACUUUUCGCGGACAGCGGCAGAGCCUCAGGGAGCUGUGCCUCCUGCCUUUUACACGCUAUUCUUCCGUCAGAUUGUUUCAGGAGGAUGUCUUGUCUUUCUGUGGCAGACUGCCAACUUGUUCUUCACGGUCUUCCUUACUCAAGAACCAUUGAAGCGAGGACAGCCACUUACCAACGAUUCCAAGGAUCCCACAGGAAGUUUGAUCAACGGUCUUAAAGCCAAGAAAGAUAUCGCCAAGAAUUUUGCAUUUUGGGAACUCUGCUUCAUUAGUCAGCGUUUCCCCGAUCGCCGUAAAGCAAUUUUUGAGGACCUCGAUCGUGCCAAUGGACAAGCCUGGAAGCAAGUUCUACAAGCUUCAAUUGAUACAAUUGAGGGCGUCAGUGGACGUAUCAACAAAUUCAAAACACCACCUGCGACGAAACUUUCCAAGGAUGCCAACGUCGCAUAUCCUCAAAUCCAGACUUUACCUCGAUUGACCGAGGGUCCUAAACAAGACAACAUAUUCGCACCAUCGCCCAAGGCAAGCGGAUUUGGAGAAUCUUUUGGAGCGACAGCAAAGUCUUUCGGACAGUCAAAAGAUUGGACACCCGCUGCUAGAGCCAAAGCCAAAGAAGCGUUUACCCAAGCAUCGGAUGCGUUAUUGAGCCCUGAGCGUAGGAAAAAGCUGCUAGGUGCGCCAGACGAUGUAAAAUUGCUUACUGGGCCAACUGGAACCUCCAAGUCAUCUUUCAACUACUCUUCCAUCCCAUUUGUCUCACAGUUCCUUCGAUCGCCGAUAGGUAAGCCCUUCAGGCAAACCUAUGCCCAACGUUUGCGAAACAUUGUUUUCGGCGAACCCUACGGUCAAGUCGCCUGUGUCAUCGACGCGAUCGAAUCGAUAACCCGACUUCUCAUUGCCAGUUUGAAAGAAGAUUCAUUCGGCCAAGUGUCUAACGAUGUACCAACCAUCGUCCGCCUCUACACCUCAACCAUCAUCGCACUAGAAGAUUUCGUCCGCGAAGACAGCGGACUCGGCAUUCACUGGUCCGACGUCACAUUCCCAUCAGCUGACAGCAGCCCUGAAGUACGAAGGAAGGCUAGAGAAGUUCCCGAAGUUGACACUCUGCUGUAUAUGCUCAGGACAUCUCUUUCUGAACUUCUCACCUCAUUUGAGCAGUACAGUCGAGAUGUGGGCUUGCAAGCGAAGGAUAUCAGACUUGCAAAAGCGGCAGCUGGAUUGGUGGGUGACGACAAUAACGAUAAUGACGAUCCUUUCACCUCCUAG
This is a messenger RNA of Talaromyces marneffei, 1989 nucleotides long. RefSeq lists its product as uncharacterized. Gene Ontology annotation, biological process: nuclear pore organization; spindle pole body localization. Bases 1 to 1989 code for a protein of 662 amino acids. Gene Ontology annotation, molecular function: spindle pole body-nuclear membrane anchor activity. The transcript is spliced from 3 exons. Gene Ontology annotation, cellular component: spindle pole body; nuclear pore transmembrane ring. NCBI's taxonomy places the organism in Eukaryota, Fungi, Ascomycota, Eurotiomycetes, Eurotiales, Trichocomaceae. The record is from RefSeq and is a predicted model, not a curated record.